UUCUUACUUCACUGUUGGCGUGACCUAAGAACAGUUGAGUAAUCCCGAGCUUAUAAUGGGAGGAGGCGGAAGGUGUAGAAGGAGGUCUGAGGGUUCCGAGUGAAAGAGAGAUUCAGUGCGAGGCAGAGAAUGGAGAGCUCGUCCCCUUCCGUGCCAUUUCCGCUGCUGCAGACUCCAGUCGAAUCUAAUUACAGAGCUUGUACCAUUCCCUACCGGUUCCCUUCGGAUAAUCCCCGGAAGGCAACGGAUGUUGAGAUACAAUGGAUCGAUGUCUUCUUGAACUCUGUACCGUCCUUCAGGCAACGGGCUGAAAAUGAUACUACUGUCAUAGAUGCAGCGGAGAAAGCCGAGAAGUUUGCUCAAAGAUAUACUGAAAUUCUUGAGGACUUGAAGAAAAAUCCUGAGAGUCAUGGCGGGCCACCAGAUGGAAUUCUUCUUUGCAGGCUUCGGGAGAUUGUACUUAGAGAAUUGGGUUUUAGGGAUAUAUUUAAGAAAGUCAAGGAUGAAGAGAAUGCCAAAGCUAUUUCACUUUUUGAAGGUGUUGUAAAGCUGAAUGAUCAUAUUGAAGAUGAGGGGAAACGUGUCGAAAAUUUGGUUCGAGGAAUAUUGGCCGGCAAUAUUUUUGAUUUAGGGUCUGCACAGCUUGCAGAGGUUUUUGCAAGGGAUGGCAUGUCCUUUCUGGCAAGUUGUCAGAAUCUUCUCUCAAGACCCUGGGUUAUUGAUGACCUGGAUACUUUUAAAGGCAAAUGGCUCAACAAGUCAUGGAAAAAGGCUAUUAUUUUUGUUGAUAAUUCUGGGGCAGAUAUUAUUUUGGGGAUAUUGCCCUUUGCGAGAGAAUUACUUCGGCGUGGUACACAGGUUGUUUUAGCUGCUAAUGAGCUUCCUUCAAUCAACGAUGUAACUUAUCUAGAAUUACAUAAUAUUAUUUCAAAGCUGAAGGACGAAAAAGGGUACCUUGCUGGUGUAGAUAUGUCUGGUCUGCUAGUUGCAAAUUCUGGAAAUGAUUUACCGGUUAUUGAUCUUACAAAUGUAUCACCAGAGCUGGCAUAUCUGGCUGCUGAUGCUGAUCUGGUUCUGUUGGAGGGAAUGGGACGGGCAAUAGAGACAAAUCUUUACGCCCAAAUGAAAUGUGAUUCAGUCAAAGUUGGAAUGGUGAAGCAUCCAGAGGUUGCUCAGUUCUUGGGAGGGAGGCUCUAUGAUUGUGUGUUUAAGUACAAUGAGGUUGUGAAUUAAUGAGAUGGGAUUCGUAGCAGUUGGAUUUUUCUUGCGGACACUUUCCACAAACUGAAAUUUUAUGCAAUAUGAUUAUUAUAAAUGGCUCAUUAUUCCACAUUUUCAAUCGGUGCAUCUUUUGCAGUCAUGUAUUUUUGGGAAUGCUUUGAUGUAUUUUUGGGAAUAGAUUAUUUUUAUCCUUUUAAGAGGGACACAGGUGUAAGCCAGAGGAUGUAUUGAUAAUAUAUAACCAUUUUCAUUUUCUUUCU
This is a messenger RNA of Phalaenopsis equestris, 1481 nucleotides long. RefSeq lists its product as uncharacterized. The transcript has 12 exons. Lineage: Eukaryota; Viridiplantae; Streptophyta; Magnoliopsida; Asparagales; Orchidaceae. Gene Ontology annotation, molecular function: pantothenate kinase activity; ATP binding. The record is from RefSeq and is a predicted model, not a curated record. Gene Ontology annotation, biological process: coenzyme A biosynthetic process. Gene Ontology annotation, cellular component: cytosol; nucleus. The coding region runs from base 130 to 1233 and encodes 367 amino acids.